AUGAGUGAAUCAAUGCAAUCCUCCUCUUCUGGAAGCCCAUCUCAGGACACUGGAACAAGCAGCCUCGGCAGCAAUGUUUCGAGAUCAGAGGCGCAAGAUCAGAAUGUUGGAGAUUCGUCCGGUUCGUCCCCGAUCGACAUGGAAUGCAACAUCCAAACAGAACGCAUCACAAAGAGUUUGGACAAGCUUGUGUACCGGACUAAACUAUCGCUCUGCAUUCCUGCCUUGAUGCGCGAUAAAAUCUUGACCAAUAUUUUGUCUUCCAGAUAUUUCCAGGACGCUGCGUUCAUUAUUUUUCAGUACGUAGGCGAUAAUGCUUUUUCUAAGAGUUGUAUAAAUAUGAAUGCUGUUAAAGAUGUACAAGCGGGAAAUAUGUCAUUGAAGCACCGUGUAAACUCUGACUUAAGUCACUUGCUGUGUACUCUGUGUAGCUAUCCAGCACUGGAGCCUCACGUGGAAAGACUUGUAGAAAAAAUGAAAAGAGAUACUUUAUGCAGCGGAGACCAGAGUAUAAAAUCGCCCGGUUUGAAUCAUCUGCUCAAGUUGGAGGAAUUCCGCGAUCUGAUGGUGCAGAGAAUGAAAACUACGGCGGCCGAAGAGAUGUCAGCUGUAAUACGCACCAGGAAACUUGAAAAAAGCAACAUCGAGUGUCUAAAUAAAAUUGCAGAGGAUAAAAAGUGCAUUCAGGAAGAAAAACUUCAGCACGAAGAGCAAUAUCGACACAAAGUGGAAGUGAUAGCUCAGCUCAAACGAGAUAUACAGGAACUCCAGCAAAAAUUUUCCAUUGGGAAGAAAAAACAGAUCCUGGAUUCUGAACGUCAAAUGGUACUGGCAACGCGAAGCCACAAGGUCAAGUACGAAAUACUCAAAGAGGAAGUGGCCGAUAGCAAAGAGGUUUACAACAACUCACUCAUUAUAAAUAUGACGGCUGAAAAGCAACUACGAGAUCGCAGAAGGAAAGUUGAAACGCAGUUGCUGUCGUGGGUGCAGAAAUAUGACUUGGAAAUGACGGCCAAGCAGCAAGAGCUGGACGAGGUCACUAAGCAGUACGAAGAUGAGGUUAAGAAAUGCAACGAAUUGGAGCUCAAGUUACAGAAACAGAACGAGGAGUUCUUCCCGCUAAUGGAGGAGAGAGACGCUGAAUACCAUCAAGAGAUGACCGCCAAGUUGGACAAAUUCAUCGUCGAGCACGCGGCGAGGGUCAUACAGACCGCGUGGCGGGAUACUCUGAAGAACCGAGCAGAGAAGAAAAGGUUAAUAAAGUUAAAGAAUAAAAUGCAAGCGGAGAAGCAAGCAGCGGCUAAAAAAGCAGAAAUUGAAGCCAAGCAGAAAGAGUUGCUAGAGAAAAAGCAAAGAGCAGAAGAGAAAGCAGCAGCUAAAGCUGCAGCUAAAGCUGCCAAACUAGAAGCUAAAUCUGCCAUACUAGAAGCUAAAGCUAACAAAGAUAAACAAGGAUAG
Molecule: messenger RNA, 1458 nt
Organism: Cydia fagiglandana
Lineage: Eukaryota; Metazoa; Arthropoda; Insecta; Lepidoptera; Tortricidae
Product: dynein regulatory complex protein 10-like
Exons: 11
Coding region: 1-1458 (485 amino acids)
Source: RefSeq, a predicted model, not a curated record